Molecule: messenger RNA, 1686 nt
Organism: Stylophora pistillata
Lineage: Eukaryota; Metazoa; Cnidaria; Anthozoa; Scleractinia; Pocilloporidae
Product: kinesin-like protein KIF9
Source: RefSeq, a predicted model, not a curated record
AUGACGAAGAUAAUCCUGAAAGCGCUCUUCAGUGCUGCAAUUUCCAGCGGUAUUUCAGUAACCUUCACGACAUGUGCAGAUGAAGGAUCAUCGAGUGCCUCAUGCGAUUUCAAGACUCAUUGUCUGAAUGAAGCGGUUCUUUGUCUCUCAGGGAAAGGUCUUGUAAAUCAUAGUCAAGGGAAUGCACAUGAGUUAAGUCUCUUUUAUAGGAGAGAGAUGGAGCAACUUCCGCCAGGGCAGGUAAGCAAGGCACUGUCCAAGGCGAUGAGAGCGGAUUGGUUGGAGAAGUCGACGCCCAAGGAUUUGGUGUAGGUGUAGCUUCUCCUGGCGUAAAACCCAACGUUGCCUCCUUGGUAAGCACCAGAAAGGUGAAGAGUCGGGGAAAAGCUAAAGGGAGAGACAGCGCAAAGUCUCCCGCACGGGGAAGUGGAGGGCAAAUUGAUGGUCAAGCCGGAAGCGAUGGGCAAGAUCGAGGGCAAUCACCUUCAGCUCAGUCUCCUACACAGUGCGUGGCCACCCCUUCACCCAAAAGCGAAGCUUUUGAGGAAAUCAAACAGGAAAGAGGCAGUGAAAUUAACAGGAUCCUCAAUCAAAAUAAAGAAAUUUUGUGUGAGAAAAAGAGAAAGGCCAAGGAACUGUUCUCGUCAGUCAACAGUCUUAUGGAAGAAAUCAACGACACCAGAGAACGACGGUCAAGUCAUUAUUGAUGAUAAUGAGUAUGAACUUGUCUUUAAAGCAAAAGAUCUAAAGUUACGCUAUCGGCGUGACUUCGAAGACCUGCUCAACACUAAAUCCGAAGUUAUCUACUGCGAGAAGCUGGUCAAUCAAUGUAGGCAUCGUCUCGUAACCGAGUUUGACAAUUGGUAUUCCGAGUCGUUCCUUGGAGCCGGUGAUGAACCGAAGGGUGGCCGAGAAGGGCAAGUUCCCGAAGAUAAACAAGAGAAGUUUGAUCGGCUUCAGUUAGAGUUGUUGAUGGAACAUCCCGACUCUGUACUUUACUACAAUGCUAAGAUGCAAACUGAAUGGCGCAUGCACUUAACGGCCUGAGGAAGACAGCAAAAGAAGAGAAAGCCUGGAGCUUUGAUAGCUACAGUGCGAAACAAGCCACCAACAACACUGACUGUCACGUGAUCAAAUAAAAAUACUUUUAAAAAAAGAACACAACUACAUUCACAAAUCAUUUCAAUAGUGCCUUAUUUUCCUAAAUAAUUAGUCUAUUUCUGAGCAUUGCUACAGAUCUAGUUUAUGAACGGAUAGAGGCGCAUGCGCUGUUCCGUAUCGUUCUUCACCGGUUAUGUGUGUCUAUGAUCCGUGUCUAUAUUAUCAAGAAAUGAUGAAAAUCGUGUUUUAUCAAUUGUUCUCAACUUUAUGCAAUAUUCUCUUGACUUUGAGAUGAAGUUUUUUUCCUAUUAUCAUCACCGUUACAAUUAUUUUAAUAUUAUUAUCGUUCAAUUAAUUUCAUUACUAUAUCUAAGAUUAAUCAAUAGGAAAAUAAUCAUCCAUACACAGUUCACGCUGGUAUCCAGUAGACUAACCAAACUGACCUUAUAGAAAGAAGACUUUCUGUUUUUAUUUUCUCCUUUUUAUACUCUUAUCUUAGUUUAACGAGGGAUAAAGUGCAGACUGCUAUUUGUUUUUAUUUGAGUGGAAGCUCCGUGUAAUCAGUUUAACCUACUGUCUUGUAAG